Sceloporus undulatus (fence lizard) is the source of this 766-nucleotide messenger RNA. RefSeq names its product putative nuclease HARBI1. The record is from RefSeq and is a predicted model, not a curated record. The transcript is spliced from 2 exons. The coding region runs from base 58 to 711 and encodes 217 amino acids. Lineage: Eukaryota; Metazoa; Chordata; Lepidosauria; Squamata; Phrynosomatidae.
AGAGUACGCGGAAGACGGGGACGCGGAGAGGAAGCGUGGAGAGGGAAAGAAGAAAUUAUGGAUGCCUUUGGUAGGCGCGGCUUCCCGCAAGUGGUUGGCCUCAGGGACGGGUGCCACUGCCUGAUCAUACCACCCCUGGGACAGAGGAAUGCAAAUGUCACCAGAAAGGGCUCCUAUUCUGUCAUCCUGCAAGGGACAUCAUGUGACCACACAGGAAGGUUCGUGGACGUGGAGCUCGGAUGGCAUGGAUCAGUCCACGAUGCCACGGUGGCACGGAAUUCUCUCAUCUUCGAGGCCAUAGAGGCUGGCAUCUAUGUGGAAGGGAACCCCAACAUCAGAGGCCAGCAGAUCGGGCCCCUGAUACUGGCUGACUGUGCCUACCCCAUUCGGAAGUGGCUCAUGACACCCUUCAAGACCCCCCACACUCCCAAAGAGAAGCUCUUCAACAAGAAGUUGAAUCACGUGAGGGGAGGGCGUGGAGAGAUUGUUUGGCAGAUUGAAGGCUUGAUGGCGCUGUCUCACUGCCCCACUCCUGGUGGCAGAGAACGUGGUGCCCAUCCUCGCAUCAUGCGCCAUUCUGCACAACAUCUGAGACCAAGGGCAGGGUCCUGGAUGAGGGGACGCGAUAUAGGCGCCGUUUUGUGCUGCCCACCCUGGAAGCAAUCACAGCGGAUGAAGAGACUGCCAAGAAGGAAGAAGGGGAGGCUGUGAGGAAUGCCCUGGCAGACUUCUUUCUGACAAGGAGAAUCUGAAGCAUGGCUCCUGU